This is a messenger RNA of Patella vulgata (common limpet), 1678 nucleotides long. RefSeq lists its product as uncharacterized. Bases 401 to 1678 code for a protein of 425 amino acids. The record is from RefSeq and is a predicted model, not a curated record. The transcript is spliced from 2 exons. NCBI's taxonomy places the organism in Eukaryota, Metazoa, Mollusca, Gastropoda, Patellidae.
CGUUAAUUGUUUUAUCGUUUCGUUAAUUACGAGACUAUUAUUUUUACAGUCCCCACAAGCUCAAAACCUGUCAGUUACCGUGAUUACUGUCUGUCAGUUACUGUGAUUACUGUCUGUCUGUUACUACCGUUAGUACUGUUGCUGUUGUAACCAAAAGUAAAGUUCCACAUGUACUGAUGUAGAUCUAUUGUAUAACGUCUUAAAGUUAACGUCAUGAAUCGUAUAAAAAGAAUUGUCGACAUAUCGUAAACGUAAAAGAAUAAAGUAUCGGUAAGGACAGUGUAUUUAAAGAAGCUUGUGUAUUAUUGUUAAACGACUCCUAUAAUGGCUUUGGUCAUUAUAUUAGUUUUGAGCUUAAGACUGUAAAAGUUAAACAGUAGUUGUAAAUGGUUUCUACAAGAUGGCGGAAUCUGUAGCAUCUUCCGAUUUUGACGAAGUAUCAAGUGUCAGUUCAUCUAACAUCAGUCGUAAAUCAAAGGCAUCGUUCAUCACGGUUGAUUCUCUUUUCUCAGCAAAGGCAAAAGAAGCAGCAAAGAAAGCUGAUUUGUUAACAAAGGUUGCGUUUGCGAAAGAACGACAGGCCCUCAAGGAGCAAAAGUUAAAACUAGAGUUUGAACAAGAACAAUUAGAAUUACGAACUCAAUUACAAAUCGUAAACGCUAGAGAAAAGGCCCUCUCAGACAAUUUGAUUCACGAAAUCGGUAGGCCUAUAGAUAAAUGUACACCUAUUCGUUCAAAAUCACCAAAGUUACCUGUAGAUCAAGUAAGCAACCAUUCAGCUGUUUCAUCACAUGGUAAACUAUCUGAUAGAUUGUAUGAAACACCUCAACGUAACGAAAUACCUUCACCUGCAGAUCAAGGUCAUGUAACACCUACAGUUCAUUUACCAGUCGAAACUGCUCAACGUCAUAAUGAAGUUUGUGGUAAAUUGUCUGAUAAAACGCCUCAACAAAAUGAAAUACCAUUGUCUACUCGUCAAGAUCGUGUGACCCCGGUUGGAUCUGUUGAACAAAAGGACAAUAUUCGUAGUUUAAUAAAACAGCAAAAUGAAAUGCAAAAAAGGCAAACACACUUAUCCGAACUUAUGCUCGAACAACAUGAACGUAGUCUUUUACCACAACCACAUAUUAAUAAAUUUAGGGGUGAUCCCUUGAAUUAUCAAUCUUUUGUGAAAUCAUUUGAAAAUCGUAUUGAAAGAAAGUUAGCUGAUUACAGUGAUAGACUUUACUACUUAGAACAAUUAACGGAGGGUGAACCCAAUCAGCUUGUUCGCAGUUGUUUACAUAUGGAACCACAAAAGGGUUACAUUAAAGCAUUAGAAUCGCUUCAGAAAAGAUAUGGCGAUGAAUAUAAAAUAGCAUCAGCUUACACAAGUAAACUGUUAAAAUGGCCUCCGAUAAAAACUGAAAAUUCCAUGCAAUUAAGUAAAUUUGCCAUAUAUCUCUCUAGUUGCCUGAACGCCAUGAAAGAUGUAGGUUAUCUAGAUGAAAUGAAUCAUUCUAAAAGCUUACUUGAACUUAUGGAAAAAUUACCCUAUAACUGCAAGGAACGUUGGCGUAGAAAUGCUGCACAAAUAAGACUGUCACAAUAUAGAAAGGUUGAUUUUCAAGAUUUUGUAGAAUUUGUAAAUGCUGAAGUCGAUAUAGUGACAGAUCCUGUUUUUGGUAAAUCAUCGUGA